AGAACUUUGGGAAGAAGCCAGAAAGAGGGAGUGACUCAAAAGAAAGAAAAAGCAAAGAUGAUCCACCAAUUUGCUUUGAGUGCAAGAAGCCCGGACAUAUGAAGAUGGAUUGUCCAAUGAGAAAGAAGAACAAAUACAAAGGAAGGGCAAUGUUGGCGGAUUGGCUCAAUAGUGACGAAGAGGACUCCGAAGAAGAAGGAAAGAAUGAAGUGGCAAACAUGUGCAUGAUGGCACUUGAUGAUGGGGUAAGCAUUUCUAACCAAAAUGAUUGUGAUAGCGAAAAUGAUGAUGAUAACUUAGAUAUGUCAUAUGAUGAGUUGUCUAAUUCAUUUAAGGAACUAUUUGAUGAUUUUGGUAAAUUGCUUGUUAAAAACCAAACCCUUAGAGAGAAGACCAACAUGCUUUUAAAAGAAAUUGAGAUUUUGAAAAUAAAUGAAAAAGAACUUAUAGCUUAAAUCUCAAUGUGC
This is a messenger RNA of Cannabis sativa, 467 nucleotides long. RefSeq lists its product as uncharacterized. NCBI's taxonomy places the organism in Eukaryota, Viridiplantae, Streptophyta, Magnoliopsida, Rosales, Cannabaceae. The coding region runs from base 99 to 455 and encodes 118 amino acids. The transcript has a single exon. The record is from RefSeq and is a predicted model, not a curated record.